Molecule: messenger RNA, 337 nt
Organism: Ctenocephalides felis (cat flea)
Lineage: Eukaryota; Metazoa; Arthropoda; Insecta; Siphonaptera; Pulicidae
Product: nuclear cap-binding protein subunit 2-like
Exons: 3
Coding region: 80-337 (85 amino acids)
Biological process (GO): mRNA cis splicing, via spliceosome
Cellular component (GO): nuclear cap binding complex
Molecular function (GO): RNA cap binding
Source: RefSeq, a predicted model, not a curated record
AAUUGAAUGUUUAUUAAAUUUAUUAUUUUAUAAAGAAGUUUACAGGUAAUAAUUAGACAAAAGUGAAGUGAAUAUUAAUAUGACCACUGUUACUUCACCGUCCGUAGAAUUAAGUUCGUACCGGGAUCAACAUUUUAAGGGGUCUCGGAGUGAACAAGAUCGUCUCUUAAGAACAUCAUCAACCCUCUACGUAGGCAAUUUAUCCUUUUACACAACUGAAGAGCAAAUAUUCGAAUUGUUUUCAAAAUGUGGAGACGUCCGAAGAGUUAUUAUGGGUUUAGAUAAAUAUAAAAAGACACCUUGCGGUUUUUGCUUUAAGUUUGCAGGUAAUAAUUAG